This is a messenger RNA of Nerophis lumbriciformis (worm pipefish), 1434 nucleotides long. NCBI's taxonomy places the organism in Eukaryota, Metazoa, Chordata, Actinopteri, Syngnathiformes, Syngnathidae. The record is from RefSeq and is a predicted model, not a curated record.
AUGACAUCUUCCAUAAAUGCGGGAAAAGUCUACCUCACGGCGAUUGCACUUCUUGGUUGCCUGUUGUCGGUCACAGGUGAUUACUGUGAGGUGAACUAUUGCCAUAAUGGCGGGACGUGUGUGACAGGGGUAGGAGAGGAACCAUUCAUCUGCAUCUGUGCGGAUGGGUUUGCUGGAGACACAUGCAACCUAACAGAGACAGGACCUUGCAGUCCCAAUCCGUGUAAGAAUGACGCAUCUUGCGAGGUGAUUGCUCCUACCAGAAGAGGAGAUGUUUUCAAUGAGUACAUCUGCAAAUGCAGGGUGGGCUUUGAGGGUGCUCACUGCCAGAUAAAUGUUAAUGACUGCGCCAAUCGACCAUGUAAAAAUGGAGGCAUAUGCAGAGAUCUCGAUGGUGAUUUUUCAUGUCAGUGCCCUUCACCCUAUGUUGGGAAGCAGUGCCAUCUACGUUGCAUUUCUUUACUGGGAAUGGAAGGAGGAGCAAUCGCCGAGUCCCAGAUUUCUGCAUCGUCUGUGCACUACGGAAUUCUUGGUCUUCAGCGUUGGGGUCCGGAGUUGGCACGGCUCAACAAUCAAGGCAUCGUCAAUGCCUGGACAUCAGCUGUCCAUGACAGAAAUCCUUGGAUAGAGAUAAACAUGCAGAAGAAGAUGCGUCUAACGGGAAUCAUAACUCAAGGGGCCAGUCGCAUGGGCACGGCGGAAUACAUAAAGGCCUUUAAGGUGUCCAGCAGCUUUGAUGGGAAGACCUAUACCACAUACAGAAUGGAUGGACAACGGCGAGACAAAGUUUUAGUGGGCAACAUCGAUAACGACAGCACAAAGACUAAUCUUUUUGACCCACCCAUUGUGGCCCAGUACAUUCGCAUAAUUCCUGUGGUUUGCCGAAAGGCAUGCACGCUACGCAUGGAGUUGGUGGGAUGCGAACUAAAUGUUUAUUCAAACACAACAGGGUGCUCAGAGCCAAUGGGAAUGAAAUCUCGUCUGAUAUCGGAUGGUCAACUGUCAGCCUCCAGUUCCUUCCGCACAUGGGGCAUCGAUAGCUUCACUUGGCUCCCUCAAUUUGCUCGCCUGGAUAAGCAGGGAAAGACUAAUGCGUGGUCACCUUCCCAAAACAACCGGACAGAGUGGAUCCAGGUGGAUCUCGAGAAGACAAAGCGCCUCACGGGUAUCAUCACUCAGGGGGCCAAAGAUUUUGGAGUAGUGCAAUUUGUGUCUGUAUUCAAAGUGGCUUACAGUGAUGAUGAAGAGUCGUGGAAUAUCGUGAAGGAUGUCAACACUGGCCGUGACAAGCUUUUCCAAGGCAAUAUUGACAACAACAGCCAUGUGAAGAAUGUAUUUGAGCCACCGUUCUAUGCCCGAUUCGUCCGAGUGGUUCCCUGGGAGUGGCAGGAGCGUAUCACACUACGCAUGGAACUACUAGGUUGUGAUGACUAG